AUGGAAACUAUUUCUAAUGCUAAAGAUGAAUUAAUAAUUUCUAAUGGUAUUUCACAAAUAGAUUUGCAAAAAAUUCUUAAAUUAAGGCAAGAAAAAAAUCAAAGAACUCCUAAAUGUGCUAGAUGUAGAAAUCAUGGAGCUGUUUCUGUUCUUAAAGCACAUAAAAGAUUUUGCCCAUACAAAGAUUGUCAAUGUGAAAAAUGUAUGUUGAUUGCUGAUAGGCAAAGAAUUAUGGCUGCACAGGUUGCCUUAAGAAGACAACAAAGUCAGGAAGAACAAGAAGCACGAGAAUUAGGUGUCCUUCUUACAUUAGCAAAUUCAAAUGAUCUUAUAAGACAAGUUAGAAAACGGUCAUCAUCUCCGAUACCAAUAGAAUCAGGUGGUGGAAAAAUAACUCGCCUUAUAUCACCAUCCUCUUCACCAACAUCAUUAUCAAUACCAACAUCUACAACACUUCAAAACGUAACUAAUAACAAUUCUUUUGACGUGAAAAGUAUUUCUACAUCUGGGAUUGGUGGAAAAGAGGAAAAGAAACAAUCACCAAAUAAUCAUCUUCAAGGAUUCUCAUCAAAUGGUACCUCACUUAAUCAACAAUCAUUUACUACAGAAAUGUUAAAUAAUGGAACAUCAAUAACUCCACCAAUGAUAAAUGGAAAUGGAGUUGGGGGAAUGAUACAAAAUAAUCAAAUACCAUUUUUUAAUACAUCACAUAACAUUAUACAUCAAGGAAAUUUUAAUUCAGCAGUAUAUGGAAGAACACCAUUAAUGUCAAAUAGUUUAUUUCCACCUGUAACACAAGCAUUUCCAUUUAUUAGAAAUUCAACUACUUCAUUUCCCAUUUCAUUACCUCAAAAUUCACCCUUCCAAUGUUUUACAUCAAAUCCAUUAUGGAAUCUUUCACCAACAGUAACAGGAAAUCAAAAUUUUAUGAUCUCUCUUCUUUCAGGAAAACAGGGAAUAGAUAAUAUGAAGGCAAUGGGAAAUGUUUUGUCAUUUGAUAAAGAAAAAUUGAGUCACGAUGAGGCUGAUGAUGUAAUUGUUAAAGAAGAUAAUGAAGAUAAAAAUUAA
Strongyloides ratti is the source of this 1068-nucleotide messenger RNA. RefSeq names its product Doublesex-Mab related 11E. The coding region runs from base 1 to 1068 and encodes 355 amino acids. NCBI's taxonomy places the organism in Eukaryota, Metazoa, Nematoda, Chromadorea, Rhabditida, Strongyloididae. The transcript has 4 exons. Gene Ontology annotation, biological process: sex differentiation; regulation of transcription by RNA polymerase II. The record is from RefSeq and is a predicted model, not a curated record. Gene Ontology annotation, cellular component: nucleus. Gene Ontology annotation, molecular function: RNA polymerase II cis-regulatory region sequence-specific DNA binding; DNA-binding transcription factor activity, RNA polymerase II-specific.